This is a messenger RNA of Amborella trichopoda, 3681 nucleotides long. RefSeq lists its product as uncharacterized. The record is from RefSeq and is a predicted model, not a curated record. Lineage: Eukaryota; Viridiplantae; Streptophyta; Magnoliopsida; Amborellales; Amborellaceae.
GGUGCCAUGUGUAUUACUGCUGCUUGCUGCGCUAAAAUGCCAAAUCACGUGUCAUUGUUGAGCGACCCGCGCCUGGCCAUCCUUAAAGAGUCAUUAGCUGUUGGCUCUCUCUCUCUCUGCAGACCUGGAGAUGAAUGCAUAUCCACUCCUCCCACCACGCGUCCCCUUUGGAAUGCGUAAAUUUGCAUGCACCCUCCAGCAACUUGCUUCCCUCUCUUUAACUUCAACACCUGUCACCUGCUUUUUCCUCCUCUUUCUCAUUGUUUCCACUGCAUCUCUCUUUCUUUCCUUGUCCUUCCCCUUCCCCUUCCCCUUCCCCUAACUCGAAGAGGAGAAGAAGAAGAAGCAGCCAUGGAACUAAAUCAAUUACUCUUCCAUCCAUUGUUGCUUUUAAAUUCUGAUCUUGGGUAAACUUGGUUUGUUCUUCUGCAGAACUUUCAAAAUAGAGGGGUUUCUACUCGUUUUACGGUUUCAAAGAGAUUCAAGGAUGGCUGAUAGAGAAUGGAGUUUGAGGAAGAAGAUUGUGUUGACAGGCUUGGCCUUGUCGUCGGCUCCUGUGGUUCUUCCUCCCUUGAUGUUCUUCUCGGCUGUAGGUUUUGUGUUUGCUGUGCCUUUCGGCGUCGCUUUCAUCGGAUAUGCAUGCACUGCAAAAGUACUGAAUUCAUUGCUGCGGAGAAAGCAGGAAAAGGCUCCAUUAAUGGCGAUCAAGGGUGAGGUUGAAAGCGACAAGAAGGUGUGGGAGGAUACUAUUAGACCAGGGAAGCGGAUCAAAUGGGAAGAUAUGCAUCUCGAGGAAAUUCAUGAUGCCGAGGAAAAUUAUGAGGAUGAGAGAGAAUCACCAGUUUCUGGAAAGGAGGAGGAUGGCAAAAGGAUUGAGGAAAAAUGCGAGGAGAGAGAGGGUUUAGAAGGAGAAAGGCGGAAAGAGAGAGAAGUGAAGAGUGAGAAAAAACCUGUGAGUGCGGAAGGAGCGAGAAAGGGGGAAGGUAAAUUCAGUCAAGAACAAGGUGGAGAACUGAAAGACUACAGUACAGAAAAGAAGAAAGAUGAGAGCGAGGAUCUAGAAGAAAUGAGCGAUGGAGAACGAGUGCCUGUGAAAGGAGAGAGAGAGGCUCUAGGGAAAUUGAGUGAAGAACAAAGUGUAGAACUGAAAGAGUCCAAUAAAGGAGAGAAGUAUGAGAGAGCUGAUCCAGAACAAUUAAGGCCCAGUGAGGGGGCAGCAGCGACGGUGAAAGGAAGAGAGAAAGAGGAUGGAGGUGAAUCAACUGAAGAAGAAGGAAGCUCAAAAAUGGAAGACUACACUGAAGAGAGAAACAAAUAUGUUAUGAUUGUUUCCGAGAAGCAAGCACCUGAACCAGAUGAACCAAAAAAAAAGUUAGAUGAAGCUCAUGGGAUCAAAGAAGGCCCUGCAACUUUUACUCUGCAACCUGUUCAUGGUGAAAAUAAAGACCACACAACAAUUGUUAGUGAGGAGCCAUCCGCCCCUAUGCUACAGAAGAAUGGGCAUGGGGAUGUGACGGAACCAUGUCCUGACAUUUAUUGUUACUCUGCUUUACCAUAUCCAAGUGAAAGCAAAGAGACAGCAGAGGUUGGUAAUCCGCAGUCCACCCGUGUCUUUGAGAAUGGCCAUGGGAGCCUCCGGGAACCUAGCCGUGGUGUUUUGGAUUAUUCUUCUUUACCUGAAUCUCCUAAGCAGAAAGUGAUUGUUUCAGAAAUGGGCUCUUUAACUGAUUACACAUCAACAAUGGGCGAUAUCUCUGCCCUAACAACCAAUGAGCUUAUAUCAACAACAGGGGAUCUCUCUGUCGAUACUAUGAACAAGAGAGGUGAUGACACUGUGGAUUUUCCUAUCAAGUCUCAAUCUGUUGUCCAUACGGAGUCUAUCCCAGGAGGGAAGCCUGUGUCUGAAGAGAAAGCAAUUGCUUCGGAAAUGGUCUCUUUAACUGACGACUACACAUCAGUAAUGGGCAGUAUCUCUGCCCUAACAACCAAUGAAUAUAUAUCAACAAUAGGGGAUCUCUCUGUCGACAGUAUGAACAAGAGAGGUGAUGGCACUGCGGAUUUUCCUGUCAAGUCUGAUGGUCAUACUGAGUCUAUACUAGGAGGGAAGCUUGUGUCUGAAGAGCAAAAAGAGAUUGCUUCAGAAAUGGUCUCUUUAACUGAUGACUGCACAUCAACAAUGGACGAUAUCUCUACCCUAACAACCAAGAAGUAUAUAUCAACAACAGGGGAUCCCUCUAUUGAUACUAUAAACAGGAGAGGUGAUGACACUGGCGGUUUUCCUGUCGAGUUUCAAUCUUAUCAAUCUGGUGCUCAUACUGAGUCUAUUCCAGGAAGGAAGCCCAAGUCCGAGUCUAUACCAGGAGGGAAGCCUGUGUCUGAAGAGGACUUGUACAAUGAGGAGGUGAUAUGGGAGCAGAUUGAGGCAAUGCGGGCCAUUGUAGGGUACAAAGGGGUUAUUCAUGCUUCUUGUUUGGAAGAACUCAAAGCCCUUUAUGUUUUCACAGGAGUGGAGCCUCUGGCCUCUUUCAAGGACACUCCUGAUCUCAUGGAGCUCAAUGACAAGCUAAGGUUUCUUAAAUCGGUUGUUGGAGUAAAAUGAGUGAAGCACAUUUCCUCUUACAGUCUUCAAAAAACUAGUGGUAUUUUCUUUUGUUUUACUCUCAUGCAAAUCUAGGUUUGAACACUGUUUUCAUUAGUUUCAGUAUACAUACAUGAGAGGGUCCUGUUAGAUUAGCAAGGAAAUCUGUCACUUGAUCAAGCUCUUUGUGGAUAAGGAGGUAUGGUUUUGGGGCUUCGUUAUGACCUUUGAUUUUCUUCUUUUGGGUUAGUUGAGGAGUAGGAUUAUAUGUCUUGGACGGGAUGUCAUGGUGUUGCAACGUCAACACUUCAAUCAAUCUAGCAACUAUUUCUGAGAAGGGUAGGUUAGCUUGUUUGGGCUUUUUGGGAUGAACUUCCAAGGGUGUGAACCUUUGGCUGCACCAUCAAAGGCUUGACUGGCAUGCUUAGUCUGUUAUUUAGCUGCCUGUGUGUGACAACACUAGAAAAAGGUCGACUGGUUUAUCGUGGACAGCUAGGAGAGGCAUUCUUUGGUUUGAAGGUAUCUAGACUUCUCAAGCCAGCCUCUACUUAGUUAUUUAGUAAUUUAUUUUAGAAAUAGUUCCAGUUCUUUGGAAUAUUGAGGUAGAUUCUUAGCCGUUUCUUUGUAUAUUUUUCCUUUUUAAGCUAUCUUUUUUUUCCUCUUUAUUUAUUUGGUCUUAAUAAUGGUGGCCAUGGUCGAUAUAUAGAUAGGUAUUGCCAGUUUCUUCAGUAUUUGGUCAUCCUAUUUUCCUCCAGACAUGAUGCUCAUGAUGAAGUAGAGAAUGACAAUUACUAACUGAAGCAACUAAGCUUUGAGAUGGGUAUUUGCUAUUGGGAGGAAUGAAUUAGCAUUGGUGAGUGAUUUUGGUGCUGUACAAUGUGGGAGAAAGAGGUCCUAACCCUUGAUAUUGAUGCAAUUCACUCUUUUUUUUAGGGGUAUUCAGAAAGGAAAAAAUUUAUAUAAUGUUGCAACCUUGAAAUGUAGAAUUCAGGUGUACCUAAAGAAUCCACUUUAAGAGGCUAUUUUGAACUUGGAAAACCCUCUAAUUGAUCAUCUCGACAUCGAGAUGCAUGAAGAUGGAAAGGAAAAAGAUUUUGAAUCUC